This is a messenger RNA of Scophthalmus maximus (turbot), 2844 nucleotides long. RefSeq names its product IKAROS family zinc finger 1 (Ikaros) (gene ikzf1). The record is from RefSeq and is a predicted model, not a curated record. Gene Ontology annotation, molecular function: DNA-binding transcription factor activity; RNA polymerase II cis-regulatory region sequence-specific DNA binding. Gene Ontology annotation, biological process: regulation of transcription by RNA polymerase II. NCBI's taxonomy places the organism in Eukaryota, Metazoa, Chordata, Actinopteri, Pleuronectiformes, Scophthalmidae. Bases 16 to 1887 code for a protein of 623 amino acids. The transcript has 8 exons.
CAUCCCAUCUCAUGCAUGGCUGCCAGUAAUGGUCUACUGGGUGUCAGCCUUUAUUGGCACGGCACAAAGCAAGUGCCAAGGGCUCGGUGGCCCGACUGCGCGCCGCAGACUCGGCCCGUGGAUAAAAGCGAGCAAAAUGCCUCAGACGAGCUCAGAGACAUAGUCAUGUUGGGCUGGAACGAGGAAGUGCAGUGGAGAGGGGAGGGACUCCGGGCGCAGCUCCAUGGGGCCGCCGCGGCGCUGCGACCUUCUGCACAUGGAGCCGGGGAGAGUUGGAAGAACUUCAUACUGCAAACUCAAGGAAUAGCAGAGUACUUGCACCGCAUGGAGACAGAGGAGGCCCAGGAAUUGGCCCUGAUGCCAGGCAGGGACAGCCCCCCUACCAACGAAGCGUCCGAGGAGACAGAGGAGCCCAUGGCCGUCCCCGAGGACCUGUCAGCCAGCUCCGCCCACCAGCAGAACAACAGAGGGGACAAAGUCUGUAACAUUAAAGUUGAGGCUCGCAGUGAUGAGGAGAAUGGGCUGGCCUGUGACAUGAAUGGCGUGGAGGAGGAGGAGUGUGCGGAAGACUUGCGCGUGAUCGAUGCCUCUGGGGCCAAGGUGAACGGCUCACAGCCGAGGCCUGAAGCCAAGGCCUUCUCCUCGGCCGGUGGUAUCCGGCUGCCCAACGGGAAGCUCAAGUGCGAUAUCUGUGGGAUAGUUUGCAUUGGCCCCAAUGUGUUGAUGGUGCACAAGCGAAGCCACACUGGAGAACGUCCUUUCCAGUGCAGCCAGUGCGGUGCCUCCUUCACGCAGAAGGGUAACCUGCUGCGCCACAUCAAGCUCCACUCUGGGGAGAAACCCUUCAAGUGUCACCUGUGCAGCUACGCCUGUCGCAGGAGGGAUGCCCUCUCCGGCCACUUACGCACCCACUCGGUCGGAAAGCCCCACAAGUGUGCGUACUGCGGGAGGAGUUACAAGCAGCGCAGCUCUCUCGAGGAGCACAAGGAGCGGUGCCACAACUACCUCCAGUGCAUGGGGCUGCAGAGCAGCAUCUACACAGUAGUAAAGGAAGAAAGCAACCACAAUGAGCAGAGGGAAGACUUAAGCCAGACGGGAUCUGACAGAGCCUUGGUGCUAGACAGACUAGCUAAUAAUGUAGCUAAACGUAAGAGCACUAUGCCCCAGAAGUUUGUGGGUGACAAGCGUCUGUCGGACCUCUCCUACGACGGAGGAGCAAGCGAGCUGAUUCAGCCCCACGUCAUCGACCAGGCCAUCAACAGUGCCAUCAGCUACUUAGGGGCCGAGUCGCUGCGGCCUCUGGUCCAGACCUCCCCAGCCUCCUCUUCUGAUGUGGGCCUCAGCUCCAUAUACGCUCAUCACAAGCCGGUGCCGGAGGCCCACGCGGGGACGGGCCUCAACCUGUCAGCCAAAGACAGUGCAGCUGAGAACCUGCUGCUGCUCUCCAAGUCCAAGUCUGCCUCCAGCGAGAAGGAUGCCUCGCCCAGCCACAGUGGCCAGGACUCCACUGACACCGAGAGCAACAACGAGGACCGCUCGGGCGGGGCGGCCCCCGGUCUCAUCUACCUGACCAAUCACAUCACCUCCGGGGUGAGGAAUGGCGUGCUUCCUCUGGUGAAGGAGGAGCAGCAGAGGCAGUACGAGGUUCUCCGGGCCAGCAUGGAGAUGGCCUCCGAGGGCUUCAAGGUGGUGACGGCGGACGGGGAGCAGGUGAGGGCGUACCGGUGCGAACACUGCCGCGUCCUCUUCCUGGACCACGUCAUGUACACCAUUCACAUGGGCUGCCAUGGCUUCAGAGACCCCUUCGAGUGCAACCUCUGCGGUCACCAGAGUCAAGACCGAUAUGAGUUCUCCUCCCACAUAACGCGAGGCGAGCACCGCUACUGAGCCCCAUCCACCAGGGAACACACACACACACACACGACAAAGAAAGUGUAUAUAUGGGGAAAAAACACACACACACACACACACACACACACACACACACACACACACACACUCAAAGACAUGCACCUGAACCAAAUACAUAGAAGAAAAAAAAAUACACUGUUGGUGUCUGAAAGAUGUGUUUUCUUUACACAAGGUAUGCAUGUAUGUGGAACACAGGUAAAUGUAUACAGUGAAUAAAAACAUCCAUUUAUUUUAAUUUCAAAAACCGUGUUCAGAAGAAAUACUAGUUAUCCGUUAGUCUUUUUUUUAAGAAACGAAACUUCAUUCCGGUGACGAGCUGAGGUACUGUGCCACUUCAUACAUACACUUUAAAUCAUGUAUUUACAGUUGACACAUGUAUAAAAUGUACAAAUGUGACUUUUCUUUUGGAAAACCAGGCAGCAACUUUUUUUUUUCUAGUUCUGAAGAAAAGAUCCCCAUCCUGUCAUUUGCAGUCUAAAAUGUUGGAAAAAGACUGCAGCUGUUUUCAUCAGAGGAAAACCUAAAUAUCUGCAUUAAAUGCACUCACUAAAGGCUUAACAAUCAGUGUAGAUACGCCCACAUCUCCCUCCAAAGUUUCAACCUGUCUGUUGCAACCUACACAUUAUUUAUAUCACAUUUAGACUCCUGUCUGUUUUUGUAUUUAUUGAAAUGAUCGUUGUUCGUCUGUAGGGUAAUUUUAAAAAAAGUUGCAUCUUUUUCUGUUCAACUGUACUAAAUGUGUUUGAGGUGAAAUCAUGACUUGCUGCUGGAAGCUGUUUGGUUUUUUUUUGGUUUUAUCAUGAGAAAAUGUUAUCCUGGCCUUUUCUUUUCAUACCUGAUAGCUAAGAAUUGUUUCACUCACAAAAUGAAGUGAGCCAUUCAAAGGAAACUUAAAGCUUGCAAAAUAUCAAUAAAAGAUAUUUUAUAUAUGCA